This is a messenger RNA of Emiliania huxleyi CCMP1516, 1101 nucleotides long. RefSeq lists its product as hypothetical. Lineage: Eukaryota; Haptophyta; Isochrysidales; Noelaerhabdaceae. The transcript has 4 exons. The record is from RefSeq and is a predicted model, not a curated record. Bases 1 to 1101 code for a protein of 366 amino acids. Gene Ontology annotation, molecular function: amino acid transmembrane transporter activity. Gene Ontology annotation, biological process: amino acid transmembrane transport.
AUGGAGACGGACCUCCACGUUCGGAGGGCGACGUCUAGGGCCGGCUCGCCACUGAUCGCCGAGGCUUCAGGCGCCACGCUCGCCUCGAGCAUCGCCAACCUCACCAACACCAACGUCGGCGUCGGCAUGCUGGCCAUGCCGGCGGCGCUGGCGUCGGCGGGUUGGGUCGGCGGCUUAUCACUGCUUGCGUUUGCUGCGCUGGCGUCGGCGUUCGCCUCUUCGCUGCUGGUCGACUGCGUCGACCACGUCGGCCGUCCGGCCACCCUCUCGUGCAUCACCUCGGCCGCCUUUGGUCCUCUCGGCCGGGCGCUGGUCGAUGUCGCCGUGGCGAGCUUCUGUGCCUCGUGCGCCAUCGGCUACCUGAUCGUGGCGGGCGACUCGCUGCCGGACGUGGUGCGCGCGCUCGACGACAGCGCCCUCCCGGACGAGAGCCUGUGGCUGCGGCGCGAGACGUGGAUCGUUGGGAGCGCGCUGGUUGUGGUUGCGCCGCUCUCGUGCAUGCGAGACAUCGACUCGCUCCGCUUCGCCUCCUUCCUCGUGCUGGUCUGCGCGGUUGCCAUCGGGGCGACGGUGCUGCUCUUCUCGGCCGGCGCGGCGGGAUUCGACGCCCACGAAGGGUGCGAGGCCGGCAACUCGCGCUGCUUGGGUCACCGCGUCAGCGUCACCUCGGCAGGGAGGACUCUCUCCGCCCUCACCACCUUUGCCUUCGCCUUCGCCUCCCAGCCGAACGUCGUCGCGGUCUCGUCGGAGCUGCGCUCGCCCACCCGCGCGCGCAUGCUCGGCGUGAUCGCAGGCUCGGUCUGCCUGACAGGCAUCCUCGCCUCCGCGGGGUACUACACCUUUGGCGACGCCGUCUGCUCGGACCUGCUCCUCUCCUACCCCGACACGCCGCUCCUCUCGCUCGCCCGCCUCGCACUCACCUACGUCGUCCUCCUCUCCUACCCCGUCGUCUCGUACCCGGCGGACCCGACCCGCCUCAAGCGGGCGGGCGCCGGGCUGAUGAUCCUAGAAGCGGAAGACGGACUCUUGCUGAUGAUUGGACUCGGCGUCGUGCUCGCGCCGCUGUCGAGCUACGUCACUCUCGUGGGCGUCGAGACGUGA